Messenger RNA from Durio zibethinus, 827 nucleotides. Its product is annotated as acyl carrier protein 1, chloroplastic-like. NCBI's taxonomy places the organism in Eukaryota, Viridiplantae, Streptophyta, Magnoliopsida, Malvales, Malvaceae. The record is from RefSeq and is a predicted model, not a curated record. Gene Ontology annotation, molecular function: phosphopantetheine binding; acyl carrier activity. Gene Ontology annotation, biological process: fatty acid biosynthetic process.
CGAGUUUUCCACGUGAGUUGUGUGCACAUUGCUUCUACAUAAAACGACGAACCAAUAUCCCGUCUUCGUUCUCUUUCUCUGUUCUUGGUGAUCUCCGCCUCUUCUUUCUGUUUCUCUCCCUCUCUUUCUCUCUUCCUUGAAUCAAUCGAAACCGAUUCCAAUGGCUUCUAUAACUGGAGCUUCAUUGAAGUUCACUUCACUUUCAAAUUCUUUCAAGCAGACCCAGGUACCUCUUCGCGGGAUCUCUGUCAACUAUGUUAGCUUCCAAUCUCAUAGAAUGCAGCCAGGAUCAUUGCGCUUUCGUGUUUCCUGUGCGGCCAAACCAGAGACAGUGGACAAAGUUUGUGAAAUAGUGAGGAAACAACUGGCACUACCCAAUGAUUCUUCCAUCACUGGAGAGUCAAAAUUUGCUGCACUUGGAGCUGAUUCUCUUGACACGGUCGAGAUAGUGAUGGGACUCGAGGAGGAGUUUGGUAUCAGUGUGGAAGAAGAAAGUGCCCAGAGUAUUACCACUGUUCAGGACGCAGCUGAUCUGAUCGAGAAGCUCAGGGAGAAGAAUAGUGCUUAGAAUGAUGUUGCAAACGGUAGGUGACAAGUCCUAAUAAACCCCUGUUUUGGCCUCUCCUUUGUUGUCAUAGUGGUAGUUUGUUUUGUUGCUUAUGGAACAUUUAAUCUAGGUAAUCUUAUCUGAUGAACCAACAUGAAGCUGUUGUUCAGUUUAUGUAGAACUCAAAUGUCUCAUUUCCUUGUUGUCCUUAGGCAUUUGUUCCACUAUGCCAUCAUAAAUACAUGCUGUUUUAGGCCAAGAGCAUUGGCUACUUCUUUUA